Messenger RNA from Strongylocentrotus purpuratus (purple sea urchin), 3292 nucleotides. Its product is annotated as protein mab-21-like 2. The record is from RefSeq and is a predicted model, not a curated record. Bases 619 to 1854 code for a protein of 411 amino acids. Lineage: Eukaryota; Metazoa; Echinodermata; Echinoidea; Camarodonta; Strongylocentrotidae. The transcript has a single exon.
CUGAUUGCGCGACAUAGCCUGGAGCGAGUCGGCCAAGUUUUUUUUUCCUCCUUAUUUUUGUGGAGAUUGCAGGCCCCCUCCAACAAACAGAAACUCUCCGAAAAGUGUGUCUUUUACUGCAGAGUGUGGCUUUUCACCGUCAAACUGGGGGGUUUCUGUGUGAUAUCAAUCCUAAAUGAGGGCGUGGCUAAAGCUAAACUGAGGUAGAUGAGAAAUGACGGCUUGCGAAGUAUCGACGCAUUCCAUUGGCUAUCGUCAUGUUAAGUGCUACAAUACGCAUUGGCUUGGCUACCACUAAUGAGGGCAUUCGUUACAUGCGGGCUCGGUGCGGCGGUCCGAUGUAUAAACCAGAAAGUGAGUUCCCCGUGCGGUUCAGCAUAGAUGUCAGCCAGUGAACACGACUCAUCAAAAAGCUCUCGAACCUUUACAAACAAACAUUGCGAGUACAGUGUCAUGCUCGGACAGGACACACUUUCCCUGCUACCAAUACUUACUACUUCUACUCUACCGUGGUAACCCAUUUGAAGAAAAUUCGUGUUGUUAUAUGUGGAGGACUAUUAUUAUCAAUCUGAAAAGGAUUUAGACUUGCUUUCCCCACUGGUAAACUACGGCUCUUUCAUGCAUGCAUCGUGUGCUGAACUCCCUGAUUUCACGCAGUCGACUGCUCGACGAUAUCUGUCGGCAGUACCACCGCCAAGCAUAGACGGGAACUGGGGCGGGGCGGCCGUCGGUGCUACACCCGGCGGAGCCUCUCUUGGACACGCUGCAGCCAUGAUUUCGGCCCAGUCUAAACUGCUCUACCAGCUCAACCGGUAUAUGGGAGAAAGGGUGGCAAUCCGACGAGCGAACAGCAACAAAACGGUGAGAGAAGUCUGUAAAAUUGUCACCGAUGUUCUGAAGGAGGUUGAGGUCCAGGAGCCAAGAUUUAUUAGCUCGCUGGUCGAAAAUGAAACAGGACGAUUUGACGGACUGGAAGUCAUCUCGCCGAACGAGUUCGAGGUGGUUUUAUUCCUCAACCAAAUGGGGGUAUUCAACUUUGUCGAUGACGGUUCCGUCCCUGGAUGUGCCGUGUUGAAGCUGAGCGAUGGACGAAAGAGAUCCAUGUCACUUUGGGUCGAGUUUAUCACUGCAUCGGGCUAUCUUUCUGCCAGGAAAAUUCGAUCGAGGUUUCAAACGCUUGUAGCUCAGGCCGUGGACAAAUGUAAAUACAGGGAUAUCGUGAAAAUGAUCCCGGACACUUCAGAAGUCAAGUUACGAAUCCGUGAACGAUUUAUCGUCUUGAUAACCCCCGCGUUCAAAUGCAGCGGUAUCUGGCCCCGUAGCGCAGCUCAUUGGCCCUUACCUCACAUCCCCUGGCCCAGCCCUGGACUGGUAGCUGAGGUAAAGACCGAGGGCUUCAACCUGCUGUCAAAAGAGAGCCCCGCCCAAGCUGGGAAACAAACAUCAGCCGAGGGAGAUGCAUGGGUGCUAUCCUUUACCGAUGCAGAGAACAAACUCUUGCAGGGAGGAUGCCGUCGAAAGACUCUCAGCAUCCUCAAAACUUUGCGAGACAAACACCUCGAUCUCGCUGGUCAACCCGUCAGAAACUACCACCUGAAGUCGCUGCUCCUGUACGAAUGCGAGAAACAUCCUCGUGAGAUAGACUGGGACGAGACUGUUCUUGGAGACCGUAUCAACGGGAUUCUACUGCAGCUGAUAUCGUGUCUUCAGAACAGGAGAUGCCCUCAUUACUUCUUGCACGGACUCGACUUGUUUCACGGGAAACCACAUGCUGCUCUCGACCAGGCCGCCAAGCAAGCCUGGAGAAUAACCCGGGAGAUUCUCACUAAUCCCAAAAGCUUAGAAAAACUAUGACAAUAAUAACUAUAUAUAUACAGAGAACUUAUAACUAUGAUGUAAAAGUCGCCGGUUAAAAUACUAUAAUUAAAAAAAAGAUAUCAGUAUUCCAAUUUCAGCGUCGCGGAACAAAGAAAUUAAAUUGUGAUCACAAAGUUUAUUGGAAAAGCAAGGCGAAAAUAUUGAAGAGAGACCUCGAUGGAUCGACGAUUGUCUAAAUGUGCGCCCGCACAAUAAUCAUAACUGUACAGUUUAGGAAGCGUAAAUUGGGUGAUGAUGACGCCGGUGCGGUCCCGUGGUUUCUGCGUUGUGUCACUGUUAAAUGUUUUCUUACCCUACCUAGCUAUCUCGUGCUGCCACGGAGCAAUUUAGUUUCGGACAAGAAUGACUUACGCAGUUGGAUUUGUGGCGAGAUUAAAGUAUUAAGCCAAGCUUGAUUAUCGAUUUCUGUGAGUAACCGCAGCUAAUAAAAAAAUAUGAACCAUGAUUUAUUGUAUUAUGAUUAAAUAUGAAAGCAUGAAUGUGUACGAAAGAAAAGAACUGCUCUAAAAACGCUGUAAAUUGAAAAAACGGAGGUACUUGGUGUUUAAUGUUGAAGUAGACUGCCUGAUAAACUCAAGAUAAUUGUUUGUUUGAGGCAACCCUCAAAUACAUACAUGUACUUAAUAAUUGUUGAGACGGGCAAUUACAAAUGUCAAUAGAUUUGUUCUUCUUCAUUUCAGUGCAGAACAGCCAAUACAUUUUCUUUCAAUAUUGAGGAUUCUUAUGUUAAUCGAGUUAUACAAGCUUUCAGUUACUAAUUCCAAAAAAGUUAAAAUUAAUUGGGAUCUGUAUAUUGAUACAAGCUCUUUCUCUUUAGUUUUGUAGUGCACCUUGUCUACGCAAAUAUAUUAGUAGGCUAUACUGUUUCCCAUCAAUAUUUCUAAAUCGUUUUGCUUUAUUCUGACUUCAGAGUAGGAGAUGAAUAUUCUUAAUAUAUAAAGAGAUAACGAAAAUGUGUCAUAAAUACAUUCUUUUUCCGAAGUUCUCAACAUUGUUUAGUGCCACAAAAAUAAUUCCCAGGAUUUUAAACUAAGAAGUAAGAUAGGCAUUCUAAAUAUUUUUAGGCAAAGAUUUACUAUCAAGAUAAUUUUUAGUUCACAUACGUGUCCACGCCGAGUCAUUUCAUGUGUAUUUGCAAACACAACGUUCAGUCUUUCCCACUGUCAUUUGUCUUUGUUUGAAAACAAAUUACAUUGUUCCUGUAGUUGUAUGGUUCCGAGUAUUCUCUGUUCAUGCUAUUCCGUUAGGCCUUGGUCUAUGACAUUAUAAUGGGACAAAGUUGAAUUCAAGCCAGAUAAGUUUUUGUUCGAAAUCUAUGAUGAUAUUAUGUGCAAGAUAUUGUGAUUUUAUUUGAUGUUGUUGUCUCUUGAAGAGCUAUUAUAACAUGCCAAUGCGGCAUGGUCUAUAUAACACA